Protobothrops mucrosquamatus (brown spotted pit viper) is the source of this 1233-nucleotide messenger RNA. RefSeq names its product dnaJ homolog subfamily B member 6-like. NCBI's taxonomy places the organism in Eukaryota, Metazoa, Chordata, Lepidosauria, Squamata, Viperidae. Gene Ontology annotation, cellular component: cytosol; endoplasmic reticulum membrane. The record is from RefSeq and is a predicted model, not a curated record. The transcript has 9 exons. Gene Ontology annotation, biological process: positive regulation of proteasomal ubiquitin-dependent protein catabolic process; protein refolding. The coding region runs from base 1 to 1233 and encodes 410 amino acids. Gene Ontology annotation, molecular function: Hsp70 protein binding; ATPase activator activity.
AUGAAGGUGGUCACAGCAAAGCCGGCCUCACCAAAAAGAAAUAACACCAUGGUUGAUUACUACCAAGCACUCAAUGUCCCACAAACUGCCUCCUCAAAUGAUAUUAAAAAAGCGUACAGGAAGAAUGCACUGAAAUGGCACCCGGAUAAGAACCCAGGGAACAAGGAAUAUGCUGAAAGAAAAUUCAAGGAGAUAGCGGAAGCAUACGAAGUGCUGUCAGAUGGUAUGUGCUCCAUCUUGCUUUUUUACAUUGUCUUUCUUCCAGAUUAUAAACGUGACCUUUAUGAUCUCUAUGGAGUGGAGGGUCUUCUCAAUCUAAGUACAGGAACGGGAGCAUGCCCGAGCUCAACAGGGACCUCCGAUCUCCUGUUCACGUUUCGAGAUGCUGAUGAGGUCUUCAGAGAAUUUUUUGAAGGACAAGACCCCUUCACUGAGAUCCUUGAAGACUUUUCAUCCUAUACUGAUGCACCUGGAGGAAUAUCUACCUGGACCAUGCCAGGAAGUGCUACUUUCUCCUAUUGCUCCUAUAAUGCUCCAGGCCAGACAGAUUUCUACACAACUUUUGGGCCUGGUGCCGAAUUGGGAAUAGGAUUUCGCUCCAUUUCCACUUCUACAAAAUAUGUCAAUGGCAAACGGAUAACCACCAGGAGGAUUCUUGAGCAUGGGCAGGAGAAAGUAGAAAUUGAUGAGGAUGGUUUGCUCAAAGUGGAAGAAGUACAAGAUCCCAGCAGCAACUUGAGAACCCCGAUAGAGCCUAUCCAGCAGGAGCAACCUGAGAUCUUGAGCUCUGCAGCCGACAUCUGGGCUCUACCACGAUCGCAGAGUGCUGACUUCUCUCAUGCCUACCCUACCAAUGAAGACAAACAAUUGCAUCGGGCAAUGGCCUAUAGUCUAUCUGAAAUGGAGAAUGUGGGGCAGUACUUAGCACUUGCCCAGGGCUCCAAGAAGAGACGGGGCACCACUCGACGAACACACACAAGAACUUUGGGACCUAAUGAGGAAGUGGCUUCUGCUCCAUUGGCCAUCAGAGCCAAGAGUCCAGGUGCAGGAGACAACAUUGGGAAAGAGAGGAAACACAAGCCACCUGAACUGCCCAAAGUAGAAAUCAUUGUUGAGGUACCAAAGAGCCCAACAGUGAAAGACCACACUGCCCUUAAUGAUGUGCAGUAUGUCUUUCCUGAAAUUGUUCCUUCCCGCAGAGAGAGAGAAUCUAUCAUGUGCAUCAUUCUCUGA